AUGUCGUCCUCGUCUUCGGCUGUCGAGGCCAAGGCCUUCCCUGAUGGCACCACCGACUACGUGCCUCUGAGAAGCAGAAAGACAGACCUCGGCAAGGUUCACAUCUCGGAUACACCCAUGACUUGGUCAAACUGGCACAAGCACGUCAACUGGCUCAACACAACCUUCAUCAUUUUCAUUCCCUUGGCCGGCUUUGUCGCUGCCUACUGGGUUCCCCUUCAGCUCUACACUGCCAUCUUUGCCGUCAUUUACUACUUCAACACGGGCAUUGGUAUUACAGCAGGUUAUCACCGUCUUUGGUCUCACACCUCAUACAGAGCUAGCACGCCCCUCAAAAUCUACCUUGCCGCCGUUGGUGCUGGUGCUGUUGAAGGCUCUAUCCGUUGGUGGUCCCGCGGCCACCGCGCUCACCACCGAUACACCGACACCGAGAAGGAUCCCUACUCCGUGCGCAAGGGUCUUCUCUACUCUCACCUGGGAUGGAUGGUCUUCAAGCAGAAUCCCAAGCGCGCUGGCCGAACCGACAUCACCGACCUCAACGAGGAUCCCGUCGUUGUCUGGCAGCACCAGAACUACCUGAAGUGCGUCAUCUUCAUGGGACUCGUCUUUCCUACUUGCUUUUGCGGUCUCUUGUUCAACGAUUGGCUCGGCGGGUUCGUCUAUGCUGGUAUUCUGCGUAUUUGCUUCGUCCAGCAGGCUACUUUCUGUGUCAAUUCUCUGGCCCACUGGCUCGGUGACCAACCCUUUGAUGACCGCAACUCUCCUCGUGAUCAUUUCAUUACUGCUCUUGUCACUCUCGGGGAGGGAUACCACAAUUUUCAUCACGAGUUCCCGUCCGACUACCGGAACGCUAUUGAGUGGUGGCAGUACGACCCUACCAAGUGGGCUAUUUACGCAUGGAAAAUGCUUGGUCUCGCCUAUGACCUCAAGCAGUUCCGAGCCAACGAAAUCGAAAAGGGUCGUGUCCAGCAGCUGCAGAAGAAACUCGAUCAGAAGCGAGCCACCCUUGACUGGGGUACUCCUCUCGAGCAGCUCCCUGUUAUUAGCUGGGAUGAUUUUGUCGCGGAAUCCAAGAAUGGCAAGGGUCUAAUUGCAGUCGCUGGUGUUAUCCACGAUGUGACAGACUUCAUCAAGGACCACCCCGGUGGCAAGGCCCUCAUCUCAUCUGCUAUCGGCAAAGACGCCACGUCCAUUUUUAAUGGUGGUGUCUACAACCACUCCAACGCCGCCCACAACCUCUUGUCCACCAUGCGUGUUGGGGUCCUCCGUGGUGGAUGCGAAGUCGAGAUUUGGAAGCGCGCCCAGUUCGAGAACAAGGACGUUACAUAUAUGAACGAUUCCGCUGGCCAACGGAUCCACCGCGCCGGCAGCCAGGUCACCAAGGUCUCUCAGCCCGUUGCCAGCGCGGAUGCAGCCUAA
Messenger RNA from Metarhizium album ARSEF 1941, 1419 nucleotides. RefSeq names its product delta-9 fatty acid desaturase. The coding region runs from base 1 to 1419 and encodes 472 amino acids. The record is from RefSeq and is a predicted model, not a curated record. NCBI's taxonomy places the organism in Eukaryota, Fungi, Ascomycota, Sordariomycetes, Hypocreales, Clavicipitaceae. Gene Ontology annotation, biological process: unsaturated fatty acid biosynthetic process. Gene Ontology annotation, molecular function: heme binding; iron ion binding; stearoyl-CoA 9-desaturase activity. Gene Ontology annotation, cellular component: endoplasmic reticulum membrane. The transcript has 2 exons.